Messenger RNA from Armigeres subalbatus, 867 nucleotides. RefSeq lists its product as uncharacterized. The transcript has 2 exons. The record is from RefSeq and is a predicted model, not a curated record. Bases 172 to 816 code for a protein of 214 amino acids. Lineage: Eukaryota; Metazoa; Arthropoda; Insecta; Diptera; Culicidae.
GUGUGAUUUAGAGUUGCGAUGGAGCCUAUAGCUAGUGGAUUGGAUUGAAACUAGAUUUUUUGAAGCUGUUUGUAAUGGAAGACUGCUGUCAAAAACGGUUUCAUUAAACCCAGGAAAACCCCAUCGCAACAUUCUUCAAAAAAUCUAUCACUCGAAUGGAUAGGAGUCGCCAUGGAUGAACUGAGAAGAAAGCUUGAACUGCUCGAGGAGCAAGACAAGGUAUGGCGGGCUCAACAGAACGAAAUCGAGAAGAGAAUCCAGCUGGAUUAUGAGCGUAAACUGAAGAAACUGGACGAAGACUACGAGAGAGCUGUAGAAGAAAUUGAUUUGAAAUUUAACGCACGUAAGAAAGCAAUAAUAUUGAAUUACUGCGGGCAAAGCAUGUAUGAAAAAUCCGUGGACGAAGAAGAACAAAUGUGCAGCGACAAAACAAAAUCACACGCUGGAAACGAUGGAGCAGUUUGCUUAGGUGCCGCAGUUUCCCACCAAACUGCUACCCAUCAAACGCAAACGUACGUAUCGAAAGACAAAAGCAUUGAAAUUGAACCGAUAGAUCAAGCGCUGCAAAGCACCAGCUAUGAAGCAGCGACAGUCGUGCACCAUCCUGAUCACCGAACAAACUUGAUUGAAUACAUCGGUUUCAAUACCAUCGCAGAGGAUAGAGGCGGAAAAGAAUUAGUUCACACAGGAGCUAGGAACGAUUUUGCGUGCAAUCGUUUUGUGGAAAUAAUAGUUUUUGAUCCAGGUGGAAUAAUGCAAAAUAGAUCAGUUUUGUUACUAGUUUCACGGGUGGGAGUGUUGAGAGGAGUUUUAUAAAUUCUGUGAAACUGGCAACACUGUUGAAUUCUCAUAUGUGUAUGCUUACAU